This is a messenger RNA of Coniophora puteana RWD-64-598 SS2, 663 nucleotides long. RefSeq lists its product as uncharacterized. The record is from RefSeq and is a predicted model, not a curated record. The transcript has 3 exons. NCBI's taxonomy places the organism in Eukaryota, Fungi, Basidiomycota, Agaricomycetes, Boletales, Coniophoraceae. Gene Ontology annotation, molecular function: nucleic acid binding; zinc ion binding. Bases 1 to 663 code for a protein of 220 amino acids.
AUGAUCCUGCCUGUAUCCAUCUUAAAUCAUUACGAUUGCAUAGUUGCACAACUACGCUUAGACCGAUCAGAAGCUAGGAGACAGCAGCGUAUAACACAAAAGUUCCAGGACACUACGUGUUUUGCAUGUCGUCAAAAAGGACAUGCCGCGAAAGAUUGUCCCGACACAAAGGCUGAUGGAACAGAGCAGAAGCAUAGCGGGAAAGUAGUAGGCAUAUGCUAUCGGUGUGGAUCUACACGACAUAACCUCUCGCGAUGUAAAGAGCCAGAGGACCCAUUGAUACCACUUCCUUUCGCAUCAUGUUUUGUGUGUUCCGGCAAGGGUCACCUUGCGUCUUUAUGUCCCAAAAACAAAGAAAGGGGUGUUUAUCCCAACGGCGGAUGCUGCAAGCUCUGCGGGAGCACUGCUCACCUAGCCAAAGAUUGCGAGUUGCGCAAAGGAGAUACGAGAACGUCUACGUCUGUCGUGGGACUGACGAAGAACGUAGGAGCAGACGAGGACGAUUUCCAUGUGCUCAAGCGCCGGACUGCUGAAGUCGACAAGGACGAGAAGCGUAUAGAAAAAAUUAAGAGGGCAGUUGUUGACGGGGUAGGCGUGCAGUCCGGCAUCAAAGUUUCUGGUGCUCCAAAACCGGGUGCGGCCAAAAAGGUGGUUCAAUUCUGA